UUGCUAAAAUGAUUCAAAACUUACACGGUAGUCUUCAUUCUUCCUGCCGAAUCCUAGUCCUGAGAAAAUCACACCGUGGCGACUCCAUCGGCUGCCAUCUCUCUCUCUCUCUCUCUCUCUCUCUCUCAGAAAAGCAAACCCUCGACCUCUGACGGUCUCGAUCGAAAGAAGGAAAGAUGUUGUCGAUUCUACGGCAGAAAGCCCUUCCAGCUUCGAUUUUUGGGCAGUCGUUGCGGAGGAUCCAACCGAGGAGUUUCUCAUCUGUAGGGAAAGAGAUUACCGUGCGAGAUGCUCUCAAUUCUGCACUUGACGAGGAAAUGUCCGCUGAUCCAAAAGUUUUCCUGAUGGGUGAAGAGGUUGGUGAAUAUCAGGGUGCAUACAAGAUAUCCAAAGGUCUUCUGGAGAAGUAUGGUCCUGAAAGGGUUCUUGAUACACCAAUCACAGAGGCGGGCUUCACUGGAAUUGGAGUUGGUGCAGCAUACUAUGGCCUCCGACCUGUUGUAGAGUUUAUGACAUUUAACUUCUCAAUGCAGGCAAUUGAUCAUAUCAUUAAUUCAGCUGCGAAAUCAAAUUACAUGUCUGCCAGUCAGAUAUCUGUACCAAUUGUUUUCAGAGGACCAAAUGGUGCUGCUGCUGGGGUUGGUGCCCAACACUCACAGUGUUAUGCAGCUUGGUUUGCUCACGUUCCUGGGUUGAAAGUUCUGACUCCAUACUCAUCAGAAGACGCUCGGGGCCUUUUAAAAGCUGCUAUUAGAGAUCCUGAUCCUGUAGUUUUUCUUGAAAACGAGUUGCUAUAUGGAGAGUCUUUCCCUGUUUCAGCGGAAGUUCUUGAUUCCAGUUUCUGCCUUCCAAUAGGAAAAGCUAAGAUAGAACGAGAAGGAAAAGAUGUGACCAUUACAGCUUUCUCAAAGAUGGUGGGUUAUGCCCUCCAGGCUGCAGAUAUACUCUCGAAGGAAGGAAUUAGCGCCGAGGUUAUAAACCUACGUUCAAUCAGGCCUCUUGAUAGAGCUGCAAUUAAUGCCUCCGUAAGGAAAACCAACAGACUGGUGACCGUCGAAGAGGGUUUUCCGCAGCACGGUGUUGGUGCUGAAAUUUGUACAUCCGUAAUUGAGGAAAGCUUUGAAUACCUUGAUGCACCGGUGGAGAGGAUCGCUGGAGCCGAUGUUCCAAUGCCUUAUGCUGCGAAUCUUGAGAGAAUGGCUGUUCCACAGGUGGAUGACGUUGUUCGUGCAGCAAAGAGGGCAUGCUAUAGAUCUGUUCCAAUGGCUGCAGCUGCUCGAGCUUAAUCUGCAGCAGCAUUGAGGUUAUUCUUUUCCUUUGCUUUUCUUGUAAUCUUCUUUAUCAAAAUAUUGUUUUCUUGACUUCCAUUUUGGAGUUUUUGUCAUGACCCUAAAAAAAUGAGGCACUCUGCUCAAUAUUUUCUGAGCUUGUGAAAUGUCUAUUAGGCCCUUGCUAAUAAACUGAUAAUUGAAACAGAGGCGAGUUGUAUGAUUUUGUUCUGCAAUUGCAAAGACCGAUUCUGCUUCUUUAUUUGAAGGCAAAUAAGAUAAAAAGUCCCCCUUUUC
Magnolia sinica is the source of this 1565-nucleotide messenger RNA. RefSeq names its product pyruvate dehydrogenase E1 component subunit beta-2, mitochondrial. Gene Ontology annotation, biological process: pyruvate decarboxylation to acetyl-CoA. Gene Ontology annotation, molecular function: pyruvate dehydrogenase (acetyl-transferring) activity. The record is from RefSeq and is a predicted model, not a curated record. The coding region runs from base 177 to 1286 and encodes 369 amino acids. NCBI's taxonomy places the organism in Eukaryota, Viridiplantae, Streptophyta, Magnoliopsida, Magnoliales, Magnoliaceae. The transcript is spliced from 15 exons.